This is a messenger RNA of Colias croceus (clouded yellow), 3244 nucleotides long. RefSeq names its product moesin/ezrin/radixin homolog 1 (gene Moe). The record is from RefSeq and is a predicted model, not a curated record. The transcript is spliced from 13 exons. Bases 163 to 1908 code for a protein of 581 amino acids. Gene Ontology annotation, molecular function: cell adhesion molecule binding; actin binding. NCBI's taxonomy places the organism in Eukaryota, Metazoa, Arthropoda, Insecta, Lepidoptera, Pieridae. Gene Ontology annotation, cellular component: apical part of cell; adherens junction; plasma membrane. Gene Ontology annotation, biological process: positive regulation of protein localization to early endosome; regulation of organelle assembly; regulation of cell shape.
AAAUGUGGUAACCCGGCGUACCACGUCACGCAGUUGUCACAUCAUAUCGCGAUAUUUUUGUGACUCUUUUGGGUGUGUGCUUUCUUCAUGUGUGUUUUGCUACUUAUGUGGAUUAUUAGGUGAUAUUCUUCUUUUACCGGAUUGCAAUCCUAAACCGCAAACAUGCCAAAAUCGAUGAACGUCCGGGUGACGACGAUGGACGCGGAGCUGGAGUUCGCGAUCCAGCAGACGACGACCGGCAAACAGCUCUUCGACCAGGUGGUGAAGACCAUCGGCCUGCGGGAGGUCUGGUUCUUCGGCCUCCAGUACACCGACUCGAAGGGUGACCUGACAUGGAUCAAGCUGUAUAAGAAGGUGAUGCAACAGGACGUCAAGAAGGAGAACCCGCUACAGUUCAAGUUCCGCGCCAAAUUCUACCCCGAGGAUGUCGCUGACGAGCUCAUACAGGAGAUCACGUUGAAACUCUUCUACCUGCAGGUGAAGAACGCAAUCCUGUCAGACGAGAUCUACUGCCCGCCGGAGACGUCAGUACUGCUAGCAUCCUACGCUGUGCAGGCAAGGCAUGGAGAUCACAACUCGUCGAUACAUGGGCCUGGGUUCUUGGCCAAUGAUCGUCUGCUGCCGCAGCGUGUCACAGACCAGCAUAAGAUGUCCCGCGAGGAGUGGGAGCAGAGCAUCACGAACUGGUGGCAGGAGCACCGCGGGAUGCUGCGCGAGGACGCGAUGAUGGAGUACCUCAAGAUCGCCCAAGACCUCGAGAUGUACGGCGUCAACUACUUCGAGAUACGCAACAAGAAGAACACCGAGCUGUGGCUGGGUGUUGACGCGCUGGGCUUGAAUAUAUACGAGAAGGAUGAUAAACUGACGCCGAAGAUCGGUUUCCCGUGGUCGGAGAUCCGCAACAUCUCGUUCAACGACCGCAAGUUCAUCAUCAAGCCGAUCGACAAGAAGGCGCCGGACUUCGUGUUCUUCGCGCCCCGGGUGCGGGUCAACAAGCGCAUCCUGGCGCUGUGCAUGGGCAACCACGAGCUGUACAUGCGGCGCCGCAAGCCCGACACCAUCGACGUGCAGCAGAUGAAGGCGCAGGCGCGCGAGGAGAAGCUGGCCAAGCAGGCGCAGAGAGAGAAAUUACAACUGGAGAUCGCAGCACGCGAAAGAGCCGAGAAGAAACAGCAAGAGUACGAAGACCGCUUGCGGCAAAUGCAAGAGGAGAUGGAGCGCUCACAGGCGAAUCUAAUCGAAGCGCAAGAGAUGAUCCGACGGCUGGAGGAGCAGCUGAAGCAGCUGCAGGCCGCCAAGGACGAGCUGGAGCAGCGCCAGAACGAGCUGCACAACAUGAUGCAGCGCCUCGAGGAGACCAAGAACAUGGAAGCAGCGGAGCGGCAGAAGCUGGAGGACGAGAUCCGCGCGAAGCAGGAGGAGGUGUCCCGCAUCCAGCAGGAGGUGGAGCUGAAGGACACGGAGACGCGCCGCCUGCAGGAGGAGGUGGAGGAGGCCCGCCGCAAGCAGGACGAGGCGGCGGCGCUGCUGCUGGCGGCGACGACGCCGCAGCACCACCACGUGUCGGAGGCGGGCGCGGGCGCGGAGGGCGCGGGCGCGGACGGCGGCUCGGGCUCGGGCUCCGACGGCGGCUCCGAGUCGGGCGGCGGCGACCUCACGCGCGCGCCCGACGACCUGGUGGACCCGCUGGAGGAGCGCCGCACGCUGGCCGAGCGCUCCGAGCGCCUGCACAACCAGCUCAAGGCGCUGAAGCAAGACCUGGCGCAAUCCCGGGACGAGACGAAGGAAACGGCAAUGGACAAGAUCCACCGCGAGAACGUGCGCCAGGGACGCGACAAGUACAAGACUCUGCGUGAGAUCCGCAAGGGCAACACCAAGCGUCGCGUCGACCAGUUCGAGAACAUGUAACCGGAGCGCAGCGCGAUCGGCCCAACAAGUCACCGACGGCGUUCGUCAAUUAUAGUCUUUGGCUAAGAGUAUAGUUGUCCACUUGUAGUGCCAAACCGAUCCGAACCACGAACAGACACACAGAUACAUCGCUUCAUAUACAUAUUACAUGGGUUACGAUGGCUCGUCAAAGAUAACAAAUACAUAAAUAACUCUCACUGGCCUCCCGAAUAUAGAAUGUCGCCACUCGUCCAAACGAUAACGUAUCGAGUAUUACUGUGACGAACGUUCAGCGAAUGCGCACAGAGUGUGGGGGGGGGGGGGGGGCCGUCCGCGCUGGUGCUCGCCGCUCACUGAGCCGUCGCCUUAGGGCUUGUAAAUAUUGAUUAUUACUUAAUAGUAAUUUUAUUUUAGACUAUAAUGUGCUAUAAUAACCGAAUAUCUACCGACGACUAUAUCGUAUUCAAAUAUAAAAUCGAGGCACACUUUGUUUUUAUUUUAAUGAUUAAUUGUUGAGCGACUCGUCGCUCCGGCCGUUGGUUAGUUGUAACUGCGUGUGCGAAUAUGGGACCCUGCGAGCUGCGGGAACACUUGACACUUUCAUAUCUUAUCGCUGUGUUUAUAUUCAAAUUCGUAACGUGUCAGACACAGUUAUUUUUGUGGAUAUAUAAAAUUUGUACGUUAGUAUUGCUCAAAAGUGUUAAGAGUGCCCGGAGAUGGGGGGGAGGCGAUGUCCCUUAUUUAUUUUUAUAAUCAUUUAUAUUUUAGAUAUAGGAGUUUAGCUUCAAGUGUAAUUAUCGUUCCGAGUUUCUGAUAUUAUAUACAAUAGUAUGUGUUGUAUAUUCGUUCAGUUUAUUGUUGGUGUGAAAUCGGCCCGUUUCCUUUAAUUCUUGAACAAAAUUGAAGAUAGCGAAACUAUAUUUAAUUGUAUGCUUAUAUGAUGUGUAUAAUGUUUUAAUUUAAGUGAGUAAAAGGCAUUCCAAUAAGUAACUAUGCGGUGGCGUUUUAUUGUGAAAAUAGUUGCAAUAUUUUGUUUGUUUAUAAGUGCCAUCCGUUGAUGUCAGUUCUCUGGAGGCAAAGUACGAAAAUUUAAUAUUUUGGAUUUAUAAAAACGAUAUACUUAAAUUUUAGAUACAUCGACCAUUCUAUACAUAUUUAUAAUCAUAUACAUUUUGUAAAACUUUACCUACUUAACAUUUGGAAUAUAUUUUAUAAAAUAAACUUAUUAAUGGAUUCGUACUUUGCCCUCGCCUAAAUAUGAGUUAAAGAACUAAUCUUCAUACUAAAUUAUACAAAACCACGUUGCCUUUCAGUCUAGGACGAAAAUUUUUCCAAUAAAAUGUUUAAGUAUAACAAA